GAGCUUAGGAAAACAUGUGCUCAGAUUCCUUCUAUAUAAAGGAAGAAGAAGAAGUAAGCUAAAGAAGCAGAGAGGACAUUCUAAAGCUUCGGUUGGAUUUGUAUCUUCCUAUAGUAUCCUUGAAACAGCUGAGAACGUUUGGUACAGUUUGCUUCCAAACUUAAUCUUCUGCUUUGGACAUCAUCAUGCAGUUCCUCUUUGGAAGCAUAAUCUGCCUUCUUCUUGCUGCUUCAGGCAAUGCAUUGGUGUGUGAAGUCUGCUCAAGCAUCGGCACCAGCUGCACGGGUAGCCUCCAGAUCUGUGAAGCGGAUGAAGAUACCUGUGUCAUCGUUGUGUCUGAAAAUUCAUUAGCUGGAGACAUAAUUCACACCAUUGCUAAAAGCUGUACCAAUUCCAGUUUGUGUAAACAGGAGCCAAAGUAUAUGAAUUUAGGACAAGGAAAGAUAAUAAGAUCAAGCAUGAUUUGUUGUGUGGGGGAUGCCUGCAGAACUGCUGUGCCUCAGAUUCCUCCCAUCAUCCAAACCAAUGGGAAACAAUGCCCAGCCUGCUAUGCUUUGUCAGACAGUGGCUGCAAUGAUCGGGAGAGAGUCAAUUGUGUUGGACCAGAGAACAGUUGUCUUGAUUUGGCUAUGACCAUAACUUACGGAACUCAUGUCCUCAACACUUUUCAGAGGGGCUGCGUCAGCAAGUCGGCUUGCGAUGAACUAAAAACAGGUGAAACAGAAAUGCAAGGGGUGCGUACAGUUGUCAAAAAGGCUGAAUGCAAAGCACCCUCCAGCUCAUCCUGAAAGGUGGACAUGAUCAACCACAAGCUCAAUAUCACUUGCCUCCUUCUGGAAACAAUCCUCAUGUAAUCCACUUGCAUUAUGCUAUGUGUCCAGGUUUACAUAUAAUUCACCAGCAACCUUUCCCAAAGUCAUUCAAACCUCUUGGAUGUCUUUUUUGAACUCUGAGUAAAAUGAAUAAAAAUCAAAUGAGAUAUAA
Messenger RNA from Sceloporus undulatus (fence lizard), 984 nucleotides. Its product is annotated as phospholipase A2 inhibitor and Ly6/PLAUR domain-containing protein-like. The transcript is spliced from 6 exons. The record is from RefSeq and is a predicted model, not a curated record. Gene Ontology annotation, cellular component: extracellular region. The coding region runs from base 186 to 788 and encodes 200 amino acids. Gene Ontology annotation, molecular function: phospholipase inhibitor activity. Lineage: Eukaryota; Metazoa; Chordata; Lepidosauria; Squamata; Phrynosomatidae.